AUGACGAUCUUUGCGGCUUUUGUCAUUGUCCCUCUUGGUUUGCUCUUCUUGGUGCCAGGGCUCAUCAUCAACCUCAUUCAGCUUAUGUUAUUCAUCUUUGUUCGUCCUGUCUCAAGAAGUUUGUAUAGAAGAAUCAACACAACUGUUGCAGAGUUACUUUGGUUGGAGCUCAUAUGGCUCGUUGAUUGGUGGGCUGGUAUCAAGAUCAAUUUUUAUGCUGAUGCAGAGACUCUUGAAUUACUUGGUAAAGAACAUGCACUUGUCUUAUGCAAUCAUCGAGGUGACAUUGACUGGCUUAUCGGAUGGGUCAUGGCUCAGCGCUCAGGUUGUCUUGGAAGCACUCUAACACUCAUGAGGAAUGAAGCUAAGUAUCUUCCAAUCAUAGGUUGGUGCAUGUGGUUUUCAGAAUACAUCUUCUUGGCAAAAAACUGGGCCAAAGAUGAAAAUAUCCUCAAGGCAGCUUUAUAUAACCUGAAAGACUUUCCUACAACGUUCUGGUUGUGUCUUUACGUGGAAGGAACUCGGUUCACUCAACAAAAUCUUGAUGCUGCUAAGGCUUAUGCAUCUCUAAAAGGCUUACCAUCUCCUCGCAAUGUUUUGAUCCCUCGUACAAAGGAUGCUCAACUUGAAAAUUACUUCACAAAUGAUGUGUUCAGCGACUUGGACGUUCACCAUGUUGGCCGGCCUAUCAAACCAUUGAUCCUUCAAGCUAUUUCAGUGGUUCUCAAUGGUGAAGAUCAUAUAUUUGUUUGUCUUUCUCCUGGUUGUUGCAACUUUAACAAUGCAACUUCUGAUCCAAUCCAUAUCAAAGGGCUCGUUAACUCCUACCAAAAAACCUCUACUAGGAUCUCCUCCAGACAGGGACUUCAGGUCGCCUUUCAUUUCUAA
Molecule: messenger RNA, 888 nt
Organism: Eruca vesicaria subsp. sativa (arugula)
Lineage: Eukaryota; Viridiplantae; Streptophyta; Magnoliopsida; Brassicales; Brassicaceae
Source: the annotation of a GenBank genome assembly